Molecule: messenger RNA, 1386 nt
Organism: Kluyveromyces marxianus DMKU3-1042
Lineage: Eukaryota; Fungi; Ascomycota; Saccharomycetes; Saccharomycetales; Saccharomycetaceae
Gene: MSL5
Product: mRNA splicing protein MSL5
Exons: 1
Coding region: 1-1386 (461 amino acids)
Biological process (GO): regulation of mRNA splicing, via spliceosome
Cellular component (GO): nucleus
Molecular function (GO): mRNA binding
Source: RefSeq, a predicted model, not a curated record
AUGGAAAGUGGCAACAGUGACUCAAAAUAUGAUGCCCUAUGGGGUACCAAGGUACAGAAUAAUGAGAAAUUACUCCAGAAUAGAUUGCCAACAGUGAUAAAUGGGUUUCUAGCACCAGAACACGAGACAGCAUACCAAGUUAUGUACAGGAUAGCAGAAAUCACAUCUAAUUUAAGAAUGAACAACUUAACGCCACCUUCUGGAAGGAUGAGAUCACCUUCUCCGCCGCCAGUGUACGAUAGUCGUGGUAGAAGAACUAAUACUCGCGAACAACGUUACAAGAGAAAGCUAGAAGAAGAAAGACACCGUCUAGUGGAAAUAGCGCUAAAGAUGAUUCCUCAUUUCGUGGCACCCGAGGAUUAUAGAAGACCUACCAAAUUCCAAGACAAGUACUACAUUCCCACGGAGGAUUAUCCUGAUAUCAAUUUCGUAGGGCUAUUACUUGGACCUCGUGGUAACACGUUGAAAAAGCUCCAACAGGAGUCAGGAUGUAAGAUAUCGAUCAGAGGUCGUGGAUCGGUUAGGUCAGGUAAGGCAACGACAGAUCUUCCGAAGGGUGCUGCUGAUAUGAAUGAGCCCUUACAUUGUAUCAUCAUCGCUGAUACGGAAGAAAAGAUCCCAUUGGGUAUCAAAGCAUGCGAAAGUAUCGUUGUUAAGGCCAUCACGUCUCCAGAGGGCCAGAACGACUUGAAGCGGGGACAGUUGAGAGAAUUGGCAGUAUUGAAUGGUACUUUAAGAGAGGAUAAUUACGUACAAACGUUUGGACGGAAAAGACUUGGCACUGACGUGCCUUCGGAUACGGCUAAGCGUUUUAAAAGAGCAGAAUCUGGCAUUCCUGAUCCAAGUAGACUUCCUGUUUCUAAAUCUCCUUCGAGAGCAUCGUCUGUAUCCACAGUUGAUUCACAGAGCCAUACGGUCGGACAGGGUCGUACGGCGUCUCCAGCUCCUGCGUCUCCAGCAGUGCAGCUAGACUCAACACCAUUUGCUGCAAACACCCCACCUGGGAUUACCCCUACACCUGCUACACCAGGCCUCUCAGCGCCUGGAAUGCAAGCGCCUGGAAUGCAAGCUCCUGGAAUGCAAGCUCCAGGUAUGCAAGCUCCAGGUAUGCAAGCUCCAGGUAUGCAAGCUCCUGGUAUGUCAGCUCCUGGUAUGUCAGCUCCAGGAAUGUCAGCUCCUGGUAUGUCAGCUCCAGGCAUGUCAGCUCCUGGUAUGUCAGCUCCAGGUAUGUCAGCUCCUGGUAUGUCAGCUCCAGGUAUGUCAGCUCCAGGACUAUCAGCACCGGGGACACAACCACCUAGAUUACAACCACCUGGAAUGCAAGCUCCCAGUACAACUUCAUCAACAAAUUCAAAUAGCAUAAAUCCAACACAGGAAUCUCAGUAA